AUGUCCAACCCCGAGAAGCUGCUCUCAGCCCGCCCCCAGGCCCCCCUGGCUGCAGCCGGGGGAAAGCCCGGCUCCGGCACGGUCCACUCCUAUGGCCAGAGCAGCGGAGGCAGCGCCGGGGCUCCUCCUCCGGGAAGCGGCUCGGCUGCCUGCAGCUCCUCCUCUGCCCUGCUCCCAAGCAGCUGCCGCCGCCGCGCCGCGGGGACCGCCGCCGCCGCCACCGCCUCCUCCUCCUCCAGCAUCGUCCCCAGAGCCGCCGCUCCUCUCUGGGCUCCUCCAGCCCCCUCCUUCCCCGCCCCUGCUCCCUCUUCCCUUCGCUCCUUGCCGCCGCCUCCUCCUCUCCUCCCCCCCUCAGCUGCCUCUGCGCUCGCAAGUCUCCAAGGAAGGAGGGGAGGAGGAGAGGCGGCAGGAGGAGGAGAUGUUGGAGGAGGAGAAGCAGCAGCUCCCUUGAUCGUCCAUCCCAGCAGCAGGAGCAGCAGCAGGAGCAGGCUGUUCUUCUCUUCCUCCAUCCAGGGCUUGCUGCUCCCCUCUCCAGCCGCCGGACCCCGGCAGCACCAGCCGCGGCUCCUCCUGGCCCCAGCUGCCUCUCGCCUGUGGUCCUACAAUUUCCUGGGUGCUGCAGCAGCAGCCGCCCGCGGCGACGGGAUCCGAGGAGACGGCCCCGGCAGGAGCAGGACCCCUAGGCAGCGGCAUAGAGGCUCCUUCCUCUCCUUCUCAUCUCCCCUGCUGCUAAGGCCAGACAUGGAAGAUGGAUCCUCUUCUACAAGCUGCUUUAGGAGGUUUACAGACUGUUUCCUGGGCACAAGUUUGACAGAUGAAAAAGUGAAGGCCUAUCUUUCUCUUCACCCCCAGGUACUGGAUGAAUUUGUGUCAGAAAGUGUAAGUGCUGAGACAGUGGAAAAAUGGCUGAAGAGAAAAAACAACAGACAGGAAGAUGAGUCGACUCCUAAGGAAGUCAGCAGGUAUCAGGAUACAAAUAUGCAAGGAAUGGUAUACGAACUGAACAGCUACAUAGAACAACGGUUGGAUACAGGCGGAGACAACCAACUUCUCUUAUAUGAACUGAGCAGCAUCAUUAAAAUAGCUACAAAAGCUGAUGGAUUUGCACUAUAUUUCCUGGGAGAUUGCAAUAAUAGCCUGUGUGUGUUCACACCUCCGGGAGCUAAGGAAGGACAACCACAGCUCAUUCCUGCAGGGCCCAUUGCACUUGGCACCACAAUAUCUGCAUAUGUAGCCAAAUAUAGAAAAACUUUGUUAGUAGAAGAUAUUCUGGGGGAUGAACGAUUUCCCAAAGGUACUGGACUGGAAUCAGGGACUCGUAUCCAAUCGGUUCUUUGUUUGCCGAUUGUCACUGCAAUUGGUGAUUUGAUUGGUAUCCUGGAGCUUUAUCGGCAUUGGGGCAAAGAAGCCUUCCAUCUCAGUCACCAGGAGGUUGCAACAGCAAAUCUUGCAUGGGCCUCGGUAGCAAUACAUCAAGUACAGGUGUGCAGGGGUCUUGCCAAACAGACUGAACUGAAUGACUUCCUGCUUGACGUAUCAAAAACCUAUUUUGAUAAUAUAGUCGCAAUAGAUUCUCUACUUGAACAUAUAAUGAUAUAUGCAAAAAACCUGGUGAAUGCAGACCGUUGUGCACUCUUCCAGGUUGAUCACAAGAACAAGGAACUGUAUUCAGACCUUUUUGAUAUUGGAGAGGAGAAGGAGGGGAAGCCCGUCUUCAAGAAGACCAAAGAAAUAAGAUUUUCUAUUGAGAAAGGAAUAGCGGGUCAGGUAGCAAGAACAGGUGAAGUCCUUAACAUUCCUGAUGCCUAUGCAGAUCCACGCUUUAACAGAGAAGUUGACCUCUACACAGGCUACACAACCAGGAACAUUCUGUGCAUGCCUAUUGUGAGCCGAGGGAGUGUAAUAGGCGUUGUGCAGAUGGUGAACAAAAUAAGUGGAAGUGCCUUCUCUAAAACCGAUGAGAACAACUUUAAAAUGUUUGCAGUCUUUUGUGCUUUAGCCUUACACUGUGCUAAUAUGUACCACAGAAUUCGCCAUUCGGAGUGUAUUUAUCGUGUAACGAUGGAGAAGCUGUCCUAUCACAGUGUUUGUACAGCAGAAGAAUGGCAAAAUCUCAUGAACUGCACACUCCCUACCCACAUCUGCAAAGAAAUUGAACUAUACCACUUUGAUAUCGGUCCCUACGAGGAUGUCUGGCCAGCCAUUUUUGUCUACAUGGUCCACCAGUCCUGUGGUGCAACCUGCUUUGAACUUGAAAAGCUAUGUCGUUUUACUAUGUCUGUAAAGAAGAACUAUCGCCGUGUGCCCUAUCACAACUGGAAGCAUGCAAUUACAGUUGCACAUUGCAUGUAUGCCAUACUUCAGAACAACCAAGGGCUUUUCACAGACCUGGAGCGAAAAGGUCUCCUAGUUGCAUGCUUGUGUCAUGACCUGGAUCACAGGGGUUACAGCAACAGCUACCUUCAGAAAUUUGAUCACCCUCUGGCAGCUCUUUAUUCCACCUCGACUAUGGAGCAACACCACUUCUCCCAGACAGUGGCCAUUCUGCAGCUGGAAGGGCACAAUAUCUUCUCCAAACUGAGCUCCAGCGAGUACGAGCAGGUCCUGGAGAUCAUCCGCAAAGCCAUCAUUGCCACAGACCUUGCCCUGUACUUUGGAAACAGAAAACAGCUGGAAGAACUGCAUCAGACAGGAGCCUUAAACCUUAAAAACCAAGCACAUAGGGAUCGUAUGAUUGGUCUGAUGAUGACAGCUUGUGAUCUAUGUUCUGUAACAAAGUUGUGGCCAGUUACCAGAUUGACAACUAAUGAUAUAUAUGCAGAGUUCUGGGCUGAGGGUGAUGAAAUGAAGAAGAUAGGUAUUCAACCUAUACCUAUGAUGGACAGAGACAAGAAGGAUGAGGUCCCUCAAGGCCAAAUUGGAUUCUACAAUGCUGUAGCCAUCCCAUGUUACACCACUCUCACACAGAUCUUCCCUCCUGCUGGGCCACUACUCCGGGCAUGCAGGGAAAAUCUCAAACAAUGGGAAAAAUUGACGCAAGGAGAGGAAACUUCAUUAUGGAUUCCGUCCCAACCACAUGAUCCCCAGACCUCAGAUUCACUUCCUGUGAAGAUUGAUGACUAA
Emys orbicularis (European pond turtle) is the source of this 3123-nucleotide messenger RNA. RefSeq names its product phosphodiesterase 10A (gene PDE10A). The record is from RefSeq and is a predicted model, not a curated record. The transcript is spliced from 22 exons. NCBI's taxonomy places the organism in Eukaryota, Metazoa, Chordata, Testudines, Emydidae. The coding region runs from base 1 to 3123 and encodes 1040 amino acids. Gene Ontology annotation, molecular function: 3',5'-cGMP-stimulated cyclic-nucleotide phosphodiesterase activity; protein binding. Gene Ontology annotation, biological process: negative regulation of receptor guanylyl cyclase signaling pathway; signal transduction.